Fusarium falciforme is the source of this 1233-nucleotide messenger RNA. RefSeq lists its product as hypothetical. The coding region runs from base 1 to 1233 and encodes 410 amino acids. The record is from RefSeq and is a predicted model, not a curated record. The transcript is spliced from 7 exons. Lineage: Eukaryota; Fungi; Ascomycota; Sordariomycetes; Hypocreales; Nectriaceae.
AUGACGCGGAAAGAUGAUGCAGUCGCGGGCUCACAGGAACGUGGAAUAGAACGGAGCCCUGAGCCCCACACAUAUUGCUUCCAAGCAUGGCAUUUCAGCGACAGCCCGGUGACCGAGACAUUUCACGGCAACCAGGCGAUGGCGCGGCACCUCGAAGGGCGUCUUAGCCCCGGCUUCGCCCAAGUACUGCGCAUAAGAGCAUCCAUCCCGGCAAACAGACGCCAGACUCUCAUAGUUCCACGCACAAUAUACGUGUCAGUACGCCAGGAUGCGGGCCCCGAGGUCGACGAAGAGGACGUCAUCACCGCAUUCCGAGACGAACAUUACGGCGGCUUGGUUAGGGCGUAUUUCCGAACGGAGCUUCACAAGACGCUGGAUUUCUACAACUGCUUCGUCUGCAGCCCUAAUGGAAAGGUCACGCGUAACCAUUUCGCCAAGGUCAUGGUGACGAGAGCUUUCAGCCAGACAAUGGACAGGGAGCUUCGGCUCCCGAGAGAAGAGUCCUGGGGCGAUAUUGGCACGGGAAUAAGUGGGCCAGCUCCUCAGUCGAAUGGAGCUGCACCACAAGCUGCUCCACAGGCUGCGCCAGACCGUCCUCCGAAUGACACCGGAAUUCAAAGAGUAACUGAUGCGCUACGCAACUUUUUCGAGUGGCUCACAGCCCAAUCUGAGAUUCCAGAAGCCAUUGCCACAGCGGGCACCGCAAAUAGCUACUGCCGGUUUAAAGAAACGACGGAAACACUCAUCACCCUGCUUAGGUCGCUGAAUCGGGCUUACGAGAGGGGCAAAGGCGAGGCCAUAGACGUGUCCAAGAUCUGGACGCACCUAGUACGGGCCGAUGCCGCACGGCGCCAUGGCCAGGAACUGACCAUCAAUCUGAACCAGACCGGGCUUCUGGAUGCUGUGGUGAAGAGACAUUCGGCCACCAGAUCCACCGCCUAUGCCAUCGGUAGUGUUGGCGGCGUCGGCGCAGCUAUCUGGGGCGCUUAUGCUCUCACUGGUUUGCCCAUGUUCGCUAUUGUUGUGGCCGGUUGCGCUGCAGCGUUGGUCGCGGGCAACAAGUCGCUGGAUCAUAAGGAGUACAGGGAUCGAGUCAAACAAGUGAAGGACGACUUUGACAGUUUCAGACAGGCCUGGGACACAGUCGCAAGAACCCUGGCGCUCCAGUUCGCCGCCUCUAUGGGUGUCGAUUUGACCAUCCAAGACGAGGACGCAUGCACGUCGAUAAUCUAG